Molecule: messenger RNA, 978 nt
Organism: Linnemannia hyalina
Lineage: Eukaryota; Fungi; Mortierellomycota; Mortierellomycetes; Mortierellales; Mortierellaceae
Source: the annotation of a GenBank genome assembly
AUGGGAGCCGACUGGUAUAACUUUGUGAGCAUGACAGCUGCUGCGAUUCCUGUUCCGAAAGAAGCGUUGCAGCAGCCGUUUAAUCUGCCGGGUUUCAAGCUGAUGACUUUUAUGCACGAGCACUAUGACAACAAGCUCAAGGAGGACUACAAUGAGUAUCAUGGUGCGAUUAUCUGCCUUGCGGAUACGGAGCUGCUCUUCUCGUCGGUAUACGUCAUUGGCCCAUACGAGAUCCCACUCUACCAGGCUUCGUGCAAGAGGAUGAAGCACUUGGAUGCGCUUAUGCCAGCAGGCAUCCGAGAGAGCUUGGUCAGCGCGUUCGAGAAGUAUACAGGCCGCAAGCCGGAUGUUGUGCCUGGGUUCUGGACCAUCGGCGCCACAUCUGAGUACGAUAUGGAAGGAUCAAUGACGGAGACUGUGACAAGUUCUUCUUCGCUGUGGAGCAGGAUGCUGAUGGAAGCGAUGCGUGAUCGUGAUUCUAGCAUCUAUGGACGAUGCGCAAACACAGAGCGACAUCUGGAUUCAACCGACCGGAGGGAUUUCAAGUGGCUCAAGUACAAGGUCGACCAAGGCGCAGAUUUCAUUGUGACCCAGCUUUUCUAUGGUAUGGUCUUGUUCCUGGACUGGAUCAAAGAGUGUCGCACCCGCGGUAUCGCCGUUCCCACCAUUCCAAAUAUCAUGCCCAUCGAGAGCUUCGGCGGUUUCGGCCGUAUGACCAGUCGCUGCAAUGCCUUUGUUCUCGAGCGCAUCAAGAACGCACUUGAACCCUUCAAAAGCCGAGGCCUGGGACGAGUUCCCCAACGGUCGCCCGCCUUUGGAGAGCUCGAUGGUUACGGUACCUCGCUUAAGGUUGCGGCCAAGGAGGCAUUGGAAUUGUGGGAUCGUCCCUCGAGCCCCCGUGAUGUUGCUUCUCUCUUUGCAAAGUACUGCUAUGGCGAGAUUCGAUCCAUCCCAUGGAGUGAUGAGAGCUCGUUGUAA